This is a messenger RNA of Cutaneotrichosporon cavernicola, 2682 nucleotides long. RefSeq lists its product as uncharacterized. Bases 1 to 2682 code for a protein of 893 amino acids. The record is from RefSeq and is a predicted model, not a curated record. NCBI's taxonomy places the organism in Eukaryota, Fungi, Basidiomycota, Tremellomycetes, Trichosporonales, Trichosporonaceae. The transcript is spliced from 2 exons.
AUGAAGAUCUGGGCACUCGCCGUGCUCUUCUCCGUCGCAGCCGUUUCGGCCCAGGAAGACCCUCUCGCUGUUUUCACGCCAUGCGGCAAGAAAUGUUUCGAGGACGCUGCCAAGACGGCCGGGUGCAAGGAUGCCAACGACACCCCCUGCCUCUGUGGCGACAAAUACGUCCAGCUUGUGACCAAUUGCAUUCCUGCUUGCGGUAGUGCCGAUAUCGUCGCCGCCCUCGCUCUCAAGGCUAAGCGCUGCACUCCCCAGCCUUCGCCGUCGCCGUCCCCUUCGCCUUCGCCGUCCCCUUCGCCUUCGCCUUCGCCGUCCCCUUCGCCUUCGCCUUCGCCAUCGCCCUCGCCGUCGCCGUCGCCGUCGCCCUCGCCUUCGCCGUCGCCCUCGCCUUCGCCCUCGCCGUCGCCUUCGCCGUCGCCGUCCCCUUCGCCGUCGCCGUCGCCCUCGUCUUCGCCUUCCUCCCCCGCCCCUUCGCCGUCUGGCAACAAUAAUCACGGUCUCUCCGACUGCUCCGCCAACUGUCUCAGGAAGGCCAUUGCUUCCCAGGGAUGCAAGGGUGAGGACGACAUUGCUUGUAUGUGCACGGAUGCCUUCACCACGGCUGCUACCCCUUGCGUCGCCGGCUGCCCCGACAUUGCCGCCGUCCUGGCUCAGAAGGCCCAGCGCUGCAAUGCCAAGCCUUCUGCGUCGCCUUCGCCGUCAGCCUCUCCAUCUCCUUCAGCCUCUCCCUCGCCGUCGGCCUCUCCCUCGCCGUCGGCCUCUCCCUCGGGGUCCCCCUCGGCUUCUUCCCCCGCCCCUUCGCCGACUGGUAAUAACAAUCACGGCCUCUCCGAUUGCUCCGCCAACUGUCUCAGGAAGGCCAUUGCUUCCCAGGGCUGCAAGGGUGAGGACGACAUUGCUUGUAUGUGCACGGAUGCCUUCACCACGGCUGCUACCCCUUGCGUCGCCGGCUGCCCCGACAUUGCCGCCGUCCUGGCUCAGAAGGCCCAGCGCUGCAAUGCCAAGCCUUCUGCGUCGCCUUCGCCGUCAGCCUCUCCAUCUCCUUCAGCCUCUCCCUCGCCGUCGGCCUCUCCCUCGCCGUCGGCCUCUCCCUCGGGGUCCCCCUCGGCUUCUUCCCCCGCCCCUUCGCCGACUGGUAAUAACAAUCACGGCCUCUCCGAUUGCUCCGCCAACUGUCUCAGGAAGGCCAUUGCUUCCCAGGGCUGCAAGGGUGAGGACGACAUUGCUUGCAUGUGCACGGAGGCCUUCACUACCGCUGCUACCCCCUGCGUCGCCGGCUGCCCCGACAUUGCUGCCGUCCUGGCCCAGAAGGCCCAGCGCUGCACUGGUGGUGGCACUACUCCUGGCGGUGGCACCACUCCCGGCGGUGGCACGACCCCUGGUGGUGGCACUACUCCCGGAGGCGGCACGACCCCUGGUGGUGGUACAACCCCCGGCGGCGACAAUCACGGCCUCUCCGACUGCUCCGCCAACUGCCUCAGGAAGGCCAUUGCUUCCCAGGGCUGCAAGGGUGAGGAUGACAUUGCUUGCAUGUGCACGGAUGCCUUCACUACCGCUGCUACUCCUUGCGUCUCGGGCUGCCCCGACAUCGCCGCCGUCCUGGCCCAGAAGGCCCAGCGCUGCACUGGUGGUGGCACCACCCCCGGUGGUGGCACUACUCCCGGCGGUGGCACUACUCCCGGCGGUGGCACUACUCCCGGCGGUGGCACGACCCCUGGUGGCGGUACAACCCCCGGCGGCGACAACCACGGCCUCUCCGACUGCUCCGCCAACUGUCUCAGGAAGGCCAUUGCUUCCCAGGGCUGCAAGGGUGAGGACGACAUUGCUUGUAUGUGCACGGAUGCCUUCACCACGGCUGCUACCCCUUGCGUCUCGGGCUGCCCCGACAUUGCUGCCGUCCUGGCCCAGAAGGCCCAGCGCUGCACUGGUGGUGGCACUACUCCCGGUGGUGGCACGACUCCCGGUGGCGGUACGACUCCCGGUGGUGGCACGACUCCCGGCGGCGGCACGACUCCCGGUGGCGGUACGACUCCCGGCGGCGGCACGACCCCUGGUGGUGGUACAACCCCCGGCAGCGGCACUGGCUCUGGAUCCGGCACGGGCACAGGCGGUGGUCUCCCCGACCUGUCCAAGCUCUCUCCUUGCUCGCUCACGUGCAUCAUGGGGGCUGUCACUUCGCAGAGCUGCAAGGGCCCUAUGGACACGGCGUGCAUCUGCACGGAAAAGUUCACCAACGCCGCCGCCAAGUGCCUCCAGUCCAAGUGCAAGACCGAGGACGUUGUAGCCGCCCUCAACCUCCAGCGUGGCCUCUGCCCCAAGCUCGGCCUUCCCGACCUCAAUCCACUCAACACGUGCGCUCAGACCUGUGUCCUCGACUCGAUGAAGGCAUCUGGAUGCAGCGGCCCGCUCGACAAGCAAUGCGUCUGCGGUACCAGCUACACCGUCCAGGCCGGUGUUUGUCUCCUUGCCCGUGGAUGCGGCCUUGACCAGACUCCAAAGGCCCUCUUGGUCGAGAAGAAGAUGUGCUUCGCCCCAGACUCGACCCCGUGCUCGAGCCAGGGCCUGUUCAAGAUCUUUGACUUGACUUGCUGGAUCAACAACCGUCGCGACAUGAGCUCGGUUCACGAGCGUCGCGGUACUCCGGCCGCCCGUGCGGCCCGCCACAACAUGGUCGUUUAG